GUCUCACUGGCCGCCCGGAACGAACGACGCGGUCGAGACGGAUGAAUAAAGCGGCCGGAACGAAGGAAGCAUGUUUUUCUCCAGAAAGCGAAAGCAGAAACGGAGCGUCUAGCGCAUACAAGAUCAUCAUCCAUCACUGCCAGGGCGUACCGAUCGAUCUCUUUUUUCACUUUGCGCCCCGCCGGCUUUUAGUUUCCUCGCUUUGGAGAUCCAUGGCCGAUCCAUACAACAACUUGUUCAGCCUCGCAGAAGCCGCAGAUAUAACAGCAGCAUCGUCCUCCCCCACCGGUGUCAAAGAGCAGAGCAGAGGCAGCGAUGGCGCGCGACAACAGAGCCGGCCGGUCGGUGGUGGUGUCGCGGCUGCUCUGCUGCCUGCUGCUCCUGGUCGCCACUGCUCGGUGUGAAGCAAGAGCCAUGAGGCGACUGCAAAGCAAGAACAAUCCGCUGCUCAACGCGCUGUUCAAGCUCAACUUCAUCAGGACAGUGGAACCAGCGCACCUACCCCCUCCUACCGGCGACGCGGACGCAGCGAGCCUCGCCGCCAGCGACACCAACUCGCCAUUUUGCGUCAACCCCCCAGACGCGCCGUCGACGACGACGCCUCCCUUCAGUUCGACCCCGUCCACCCCUUCCAUCCCGGACCAGCCCCCGCCGCUGCCGCUGCCGCCGAUCACCCCAGUGCCGCCGUCCUUCGAGCCGAGCCCGCCGGAGGGCAGCACCCCGGACCAGGGCCAGGGAGGUCCGCCCGCGUCCACGACGCCGAUCAACCCACCGCAGAACGUCCCGAGCCGCCCGCCCGUUGGGUCGGUGCCGCCGAGCCCCAUCGUCGUGGUGCCGAGCCCGUUCGAGCCCGGUCCCGGCUCAGGCUCCGGCUCGGGCCGCCCGUUCCACCCGCCGAUCGUGUACCCGCCACCGCUGGCGCCGCCGCUGCCGCCGGGGGCCGGGCAACCGCUGUGGUGCGUGGCGAAGCCGUCGGUGCCGGACCCGAUCAUCCAGGAGGCGAUGGACUACGCGUGCGGCUCCGGCGCCGAGUGCGGGUCGAUACAGCCCAGCGGUGCGUGCUACCAGCCCAACACCGUGCUCGCGCACGCGUCCUUCGCGUUCAACAGCUACUGGCAGCAGACCAGGGCGGCCGGUGGCGCCUGCGACUUCGGCGGCACCGCCACCAUUGUCACCAGAGACCCAAGCUAUGAGAUGUGCAAAUUUGACCUUCUGUGAGGGUACGUAGAUAUGCAGAACAGACUGCAGAUGUCGAAAUUUCCCAAGUUUGUUCGGGGCUAUUCUAUCGUUUGCUUCUAGGCCACACAACUGCAGAUUUUGUAACUAGCUCUUCAGUAGUAUGAUUUUUUUUUUUUGUCAGACUAAUACUGUGCAAAGGUGAAAGGUGAUUCCUUGACAUAUUUGUUA
Molecule: messenger RNA, 1407 nt
Organism: Phragmites australis (common reed)
Lineage: Eukaryota; Viridiplantae; Streptophyta; Magnoliopsida; Poales; Poaceae
Exons: 3
Coding region: 316-1218 (300 amino acids)
Source: RefSeq, a predicted model, not a curated record